CUUGCUUCCUUCUGCACCCCCUCGCUGCCUUGUGACAGUGCCGCGGCCGGCCAGUUACUCGUCCGCCUGAAGCCCUGCAAGCCAUGCAUCGCUAGCUCCUUCAUCCUCCCUCUCGUAUCAACCUUGAUUGUCGCUCGCUCGCUUUCUUUUUUUGCUUCGUCACUCUCGUUAAACUUCCCCUGUCGCGGGAGCUCACUGUGCGACACCAGCGUCGCGGGUGACUGAUCGCCUCUGCUGCCGCGUAUUUAGCCCACACCCUGCCAUUGCCCGCUUUCAAUCGCGUCCUUACAUCCGCCGGAAUGCAUCGCACGCCGAGACAGGACAGCAAUCCGUCGCCACGCUCCAGCCAAGCCCACAGCGUCACCAGCGACCGACACUCCAGCACCACCAGCAACCUCGCCCACGUCUUCGUGCCCACGCGCAUCGCGCCCUCGCCCGCCUACGUCGCCGUCGCCGCCGCCUCGCAGAUCGUAUCCGACCACCACAAUGCGCAGAUCAUCGAUGAGCUGGGGCCAGAAGAAGCCGAAUACGCGCCUGCCGAGGUCGCCCUCUUCUCCGAUGAAGCUCUCUCGCUGCUCAAUUCCUUCCUCGACUCGCUCCUCUACUCCAUACUCGCGACGGCGCGUUCGCCUUCCCUCCUCGCCAUCAGGCCCGCGGUUCUCGAUGUCCUGAAGCCCCGGCUUGCGCGUGAGGCCAUGAAGGUCGCGGACGAAGAGCUGUCGGGCCUGCUGGGUGGAGGGGAGGACGAAGAGGAGUUUCCCAACGGCCAGAGUGGUGAGGAAUGGAAUCUUGAGGCCAGCUUCAAACGGACGCGUCUGCGCAUCAUGGUCUACACUCGGUUGGGUGAGCUGGAGGACGAGGACGAAGAGCGUUUCCUGGAGCAAGACGAAAGCUUUGCCAUGGAGGACGAGGAUAUCAACCCAGACGCUGGCCUGGUAUCUUGGGCCGCCGCCAUAUUCUUGACUUCCAUCAUUGAAUACAUUGCUGAGCAGACUCUCAUCGUCUCGGGCCAAGCAGCCUACGUACGCGUCUUGGGCAAGCAAAAACGGAACGGACAGACCCAUAACGGAAGCCUUGGACAAGAGGAUGUUGAGCGAGUUAUAGUCCAGGAAUUCGAUGUGGAAAAGGUCGCACUGAACUCCGCAUUGGGUCGUCUUUGGAGGACGUGGAAGAAAUCUCUCCGGGCACCCACCACGCCGCUUUCUGCGCCUCCGGGACGUCUUUCCUUUGGCCGCCAAUCGCACCCGAUGCCCGCUUCGAGCCAUCGUCGGUACAGUAUGGGCGACACACCUGAGGAUGCCCCAGUCCCAGAUGCCGCAGUCCCAGCAAUGCCCGAGGCCAAGCAUGCUGAACCAGCCAUCGCAUCGAACAUUCCACUGCCGAUGUCUGACAAUGACGUUUCCGAAAUUGAGGCACCCCAACUUGAGGUAAUCGAGGCUCCAGCUAAGACCCCGCGUACUCCCACCCAAGCCGCUGGCAAAAGGCCGACCAGCUGGAUGCCAGGCGCGAUUGGGGCUCCUCCGGCCCGCCCUUCUCGCACGAGGUCGAAUUCUUUACCCACGUUCAACGAAGAAAUGACCACGAAACGUAUGUCGCGCGUUCCUGAAUGGCCCUCGACUCCGCCACCUCUUAAAUCCAAGAAAGAGCCAAAACAUGUGCGCGAGCAGUCCAUCAACGAUCACAGCCUGUCACCCGCACUUAUGGAAAGCUUGCUUCCGGGAGCACUGCCCGGUGCUUUUCCUGCGCCGCCUCCGGUUAGAGCCAAGAGUGUCCUUCGCGAGAACUCACCGUAUCGUUACAGCUUGAUGAUGAGAGGCACUGAGGCCGAGUUGGAAGCUUUGAGGAACAGCCCGCCGUUGAGAGAAGUGCAAGAGGGAACCUCAGGAACAAAUGGCCAAGUGAACGCAGGACCUGCUCAGGCUGAGAGACCGGCCACUGCAGCGGCGUCCACAGGCAAUGGUCUCGCUCAAAUAUCAGAGAAGUAUAGUUCGUCGCCCCGGUCGGCACCGGCCAACGAGCAGGUCGAGGCUGGCAAAUGGCAGCAAUCCACGCGACCACCGUCCGCACCCGCCCCUGCAGCGCGGAGAAACAAGAGUGAGAAGAGUAGAAAUCAACCAACUGUCGUAACGGCCGAGAGCAAAAGAAAGUCUUUCACGCCUAGCCCCACCACUCCGAAGCGUGAUAUAGAGCCCGCUGCGGUGGCCAGUCGCACUCACUCUCACUCCACGAACAACUCGUCCUCUUCUUUGCAAAAGGCUCCAGCAGACCCAUCAACGGCUGCGGCUUCGACGCUCGCGCAGAAGUCAACGGAGAGCAUGCGUGCUCGUGCAGAGGCAUACGCGACAGAGCGUGCGGCGCUGCAACGGGUCUCUUCCGUCUCUUCGGCGGGCACGUCGAUCCUCCAUGCCUCUCAUGGAUCGGAAUCAAGCCUGGGCUAUAGGCGCAACGGCGGACUCAGUCCAGACAUGACCGAGGAAGACCGCAUGAAGGCGUUCGACUCGCAGCUGGCGGGCGGCGACACAGUGUAUUACACACUGACGCCGCAUCGCAUGCGGGAAGGGACUCCAGAGCCCGGGCAGGUCAUGGAUGAGGCAAAGGUGAUGGAGUCUCCAAGUUCAGGCUCAGGCGCUAAGGCCAUGGGUUAUCCGCGCGUGCUUGCCGGCGAGGCAACCGCACGAUCCAGCUCAUCUAGGGCGUCCAGCAAAAGGGGAAUGAGCAGCAAUGCGGAUCGGAGCUUCUUCGACCCCGAGGACACGUGGGAGAAGGAGCGUAAGGCUCCUCGCCCGACUCCCAUCAACGAUUCCAACAACAUCUACUCGCGAAGCAAGCUACUACCCAAAGAACCUCGCGUCCAGACAGAUCCGACCUUCGACUUACGCGACUUCCUCCUCUCGACCACGCCUGUUGGCAAGCCCAUCAGCAGACCUCCCAUCACGGCGCCGCCCAAGUCUGCUCCCUCGGAGGCGACAACUGGGCGAACUCGAGCUGGGAGUCUCCUCUCCAGAUCUCAUAAGACGUCCCGAAACAAUUCGGUUAGCGGCGUUUCAUCCCAAAACGCAUUUGGUAAAGGAAGCUCGGGCCUUCAAUCACCGAAGAAGCACCUCGAACCGAGGAGCCCAGCCGGCCCGAGUCAUAUCGACAACGACCUCAUCGAUCUUAUCCGUCAGGGCCCACCCGGUGCUCCAGGCAAGCGCAUCCCUAAAACCGUAGCUCCCUUCCGCGAUACCAUGGAUUCGGAUCAACUGGAAUUGUACGCCAGCACUGUACCAUCCGAAUUUUCCCAGAACACGAACAACUCGCGUAGCGGCCUGCUCCCACCUCAAAGGACCAGCCAGCCAGCCUUCAGCGGAGAGCCUCAAUCCAUUUCCGGCAGCAUGUCAUCCUCAGGACCUCCCGAUGUCACCGUCAAGCGGCCCAAGAAGCGUCUCGACCCGUAUGCCAUCCCUUCAGACGACGAGCUGGAGGCAGAACUCGAGGCGAUGGAAGAAGAAGACGAUGACGACGACCUGACGGCAUUGCCACCCAACAACCACAUGGGCAUCGGAGCGCCUCCGGCCAGUCCUCCCGCGUCACCUCCGAACAAGGUCACCGGCGCCGCGGCUGCGCCUAACAGCAUCGGUGGCGCCGCCAAGCCGGCCCGCGGCAUGCAGAGCAUGGCCGACUUUUUGGCGUCGGAGCCGCCGUCGGGCGUGACGACCAACGCGCCCGUCUUGCCUUUCCAUCUCAGCGAAGAGACGAUUAAGAAGAUCAAGGCGGGCGGGAGCGCGACAUCGCCCGAAAGCAUCGGCAAGGCGCCGCCGAGUGCGCACAGCGCGCGCACGGCACCGACGAUUAAGACGACGGGCUCUGUGAUGACGAACAACACGUCGGGGGCAACGAUGAAGUCGCCAGCUUCGACGUUCUCACCCAUGCCGCCCGUUGCGCGUAGGGGCACCGGGGCCUCGGGCGCGUCGUCCUUGGGAGGACCGUUCGGCGGGCCGGUUGGCGGCAGCGCGAGUUCGAGCGCGAGGGCGCGCAUGGCGGGGCGGGAUGCGCGCAUGGGCGACGGCGAGGACCGUGGCGGCUUGUCCGAGAUGGCGGAUUUCUUGAAGAACUCGGGCCCGCCGCCUAGUAUGGCGCAGGAUGAGAAGCCGCUGCCGUUUAUCAAGCUCGGUAAGGACGGCAUGCCGAUUGAUCCGGCGGCGCCGUCGUCGGGGAAGAGGAGCUUUACGAGGUUUUGGCGGAAGUAGGGGUGUGAUGUGUGGAGUGAGGUGGGGAUGGAGAUGGGAGAUGAGGGAUGAGCUCGCUCAGCGACAUGCACGCACGUUAUGGGCGACUGGGUGUUUUUUUUUUUUUUUUUCGUCGUUUUCAUUCCGAUUUU
Molecule: messenger RNA, 4360 nt
Organism: Aplosporella prunicola CBS 121167
Lineage: Eukaryota; Fungi; Ascomycota; Dothideomycetes; Botryosphaeriales; Aplosporellaceae
Exons: 3
Coding region: 300-4229 (1309 amino acids)
Source: RefSeq, a predicted model, not a curated record